Molecule: messenger RNA, 342 nt
Organism: Penicillium coprophilum
Lineage: Eukaryota; Fungi; Ascomycota; Eurotiomycetes; Eurotiales; Aspergillaceae
Exons: 3
Coding region: 1-342 (113 amino acids)
Source: RefSeq, a predicted model, not a curated record
AUGUCUCCUGUCCAGCAAUACUGGCUUCCGGGGUACGGGCUAUCCCGCCAUAUUGUCUUAGGCCAUAUCCAUUACUUCCUUGGACCAAGUGCAACAGGACGUGAAGGUUACCUCAUCAAUGGAGUGCCACUCACGCGGGAACAAAUUGAUGAUCUUGCGGUAAUGUCUCGGGAGUACGAGAAGCAAGAAGCUACUCGAAUGGCCCAUAAUUCCAGCGGUGGCUCCAUUUCUAGCUCCAGCAGUGGUAACUCAGCAACUCAAUCUGAGCCAUACAUCAAUGAAAUCAUCCUUAUCAGUCAAACCGGACCACGCAGGCAACUAGACUCACGAGGCGGUCGUUGA